GUCAAGACUUCAAUUCCAGUGGCCCAAUCGUGCAGAGUGCUUCCUUCUGCAAACCCCAAUUGUAGAACCGUACCUGUUUUUUCUACCAGUAGUACCUACCACCUCAUGCUAAGCUGGUUCCCGCGGGAAGACAAGGCAACGUUCCCUCGAUUGGUGCAGUGGCCGAGGUUCUAGAACCCCAGCCUCCAUGGCGGACAUAUCCGUGGACCGGAAAAACCCGAGCCUAGGCUGUGCUAGCAUCUCCGAGGGCCCUGACUCGGCGUGCUCGUAUGAGUCAUCUGCAACAAGUAGCAGACAGACAGGUGCAGCCUGCGGUACGCAAAAGAUCAUCUACGAACAAAGUAUCAACGUGGCUAGUCGUCCACGCGUGUGACGAGCGGCGGCGGAUGAGGUUACGUUCUCGCGUCCAGCAGUGCUGGUCGUGCUAGUCGUUUUCAACCUCUCAGGCUGAGUCUUCUCGCGCGUCACUCACGGCCUGCUAUCGCCGCAAUCCUUCCGAUGUCGCUCUACUGAUUCGUAGUACAAAUUGAGCCCUCUGAUUUCUCCUUCACAGCAGCAAACAUUCCAUCUCGCAGCUCUCGAGACCAGCUUCGACUCGAAAUCCCGCAAAUUCCCUCAGAACUUCAGACUCAAGUUCGUUCUCCAGUCUCCGUGACUCCCUCGCGCCUUCAUCCUUCCGUCUGUAAUUUUCCAUCAAGCCUAGAGGAGUAGUUUUGUCUCCCCCCGCUCGCAGCAAUCAUGGUUAACCAGGCCUGUGCUACCAGCAAGCACGCAUCGUCGUUCCUUGCGCGAUUGGACGGCCGCACAGCGGGAUCCGACCCCAUAAUUGCUACCACCAUGGUUUACAGAGUGGAGCCUCAGCAGCAGCCUGGUUAUCAACACCACAGACUCUAUGGUUCGCUGCGCAUCCGCGUCGAAGCGCUGGAAACCGACCAGCUCGAUGACGUCAGCAAUGACGCGUCGGCCGGCGGUAUCGUUUACUUGGGAGAUCGCCGCGUGCCGAGGUUACCCUGUUACGUGGAUUUGACUUCGUCGGGCGCGCUGAUGGGCUUUCGCUACGCCGUGGAGCUGAACGCAGACGACGACGACGAGAACAGCAAUAACGACGAACACUUCAUGCAGCGAAGGGAGGAGAUUCUUGGAGCGCGAAACGGCACUCCGCGUGCUGUUACGGAUCACCACGGCAGGAAGAGGGACAGGAAAGAAUCAAUUGCUUUCAGAAGUGGCUCGUUGCAGUGACCCUCAGCCAUUACAGCAAAUCUCCGGUCUGGCGUCAUUUCUGGGAAAUGGAAGAUAAUUCCACGCUGACUCCAGGGACUGCUGCUUCCCGUGAUGAGGAAGACCUGUGAAACUGCCUGAAAUGGUCCUAGGUGGAUAAUGAGCAGUUUUUGUACAUACGGUAUACCCAAUAAGGGAUUGAACGGGAUGAGAUGGGAAAGAUCUCAGAGUAAUGAAUUGACUAGAAUAGGAGAUACAGGGUGAGUUUGUACAAGUGUGUUGUACCCACUAUGAGCGUGUUCCUACGAGCCUCUUCCCAGGCAACCUCUUC
Closterium sp. NIES-67 is the source of this 1549-nucleotide messenger RNA. Lineage: Eukaryota; Viridiplantae; Streptophyta; Zygnematophyceae; Desmidiales; Closteriaceae. The record is from the annotation of a GenBank genome assembly.